This is a messenger RNA of Mytilus californianus (California mussel), 7287 nucleotides long. Its product is annotated as breakpoint cluster region protein-like. NCBI's taxonomy places the organism in Eukaryota, Metazoa, Mollusca, Bivalvia, Mytilida, Mytilidae. Bases 160 to 4197 code for a protein of 1345 amino acids. Gene Ontology annotation, cellular component: membrane. Gene Ontology annotation, molecular function: guanyl-nucleotide exchange factor activity; GTPase activator activity. Gene Ontology annotation, biological process: signal transduction; positive regulation of GTPase activity. The record is from RefSeq and is a predicted model, not a curated record. The transcript is spliced from 23 exons.
GAACGAGUUGUUAGUAUACGAUAAUAACCCCGGAAGUUAUGUAUUCCGAGUGGAUAAUAUAAACAUGUUGAUUGAAGUAAGCAGUUUUGUGUAUUCAGUAUAGAUAUCAACACAUGUAGUUAACAGGUAAACAAUCGUUUGAAACAGCUGUUUUAAAAUAUGGAUGAAAUACAAGGGAUAUUUGAUAUUGAAUGGAAAGAAAAAUUUCCUUCUGUUAGUGCACCGCUGUUACAAAGUGAUCUUAGUUCAGAUAAUUAUUCAUGUAAAAGGCCUCGGGAGAUUUUACAAAAGUUAUAUAAUGCAACAAGAACAAAAUCAGAUAAAUUGAAAAGUCAAUUAGAACAAUGUGAAUUUAUUGAAAGAUUUUUACAAGGGAAAUUAACUGCUGAUAAUGACGGAGGUGAAAGACAUUAUAACAGUAGCUCUAGCAAGCUUAUAACUAAUGGUAUAGAUGAUGCGCUGGAAAAAUGUGUAAAAUCAACUGUAACUUUGAAUGCAGGACUUGUACUAGAAAGUAAUAUUGAUGAGGAUAACUGUUCAAACAUAAUAAAAGAUAACGAAGUAAUAGAGCAUCCUGAUGGAUCAACCAAUGGACAUGUAUUAGUGGAAAAUGAAUUAGCUAGUCCUCCUGAACUAUUAACUACACAAAUAUGUGAUAAGACAAAUUUUGACAGCCAUGAGUCAGUAGAUGACACUCUGCAUAACAGUGUUCAGGAUUUAAAACAGAAAUAUAACCCAAAGUGGAAUACUGCACAUGAAAAUCAAGUGGCACCAAAAAGUGAUCCACUGCCAAGGAAAUUUUUGGGACCUAAAAAUCAUCAUAAACCAGCUGUACCUCCACGGAAAGACAAAUCACAUGACUCAGAUCAUGGAAUAGAUGUUAUAACUCCUAUUCAGUGUGUCAAUGGACCAAUUUUCAAAAGCACUAUACAUAUUGUCGGUGAAAAUUCUACCUUUAGUACUUUCAAAGGUAACAGUAAAAUUAAGGAAACCGAUUUGGACGAUGUUUUAAACAACGAUCAUGAUUAUGAAAUAAAAAAUCACAGAGAGGAAGACACGACAGGAUUAUCCUCAGGAAAUGGACAGAUUAAAAUAAAACCUGAUAACAGUGAUUUGGAGGCAGAUAAUGAAAAUAUGAGAAAAAUACGGAAAAAAAGUAACAGAGAUAGUGAGGAAAAAGUUGUAGCGACCUCGUUUAAAAAAAUUAGUCAUGAAUGUGAAUCAACUAACCUAGCAGUGGACACAGAGGGAAAAAAUGUUAAACAUCAUGUCCAGAGUAAUCAUUUACGAAAUGUCAAAACAUUAAGUGACAAACCACCUGGAUUACCUGAAAGAAAACCAAGCAUGGAAAUCAGUCAAAUAGAAAGUCAACCAAAUUUACAAAAAAGACGACAAAGUAGAAAUGACUAUGAAAAUAUAUCUUUGGAUUUCAUUUUGACGCGAUCACAAACUGUAACAGAUGACUCGCCAGAUUCUGAAGAAAAUGAAGAGGAUCUUUAUGACAAUGUGACUGAAUUUAGAAAGUCUGACAAUUCUGUGGAUCCUGCUGAUAAGGCAUCCAACAAUUUAGAAACACUUUCUACAUCAUCAGGUGGCGACAACUCUUCAGCUAGUCAUUCCCCUUCAGUAAUCCAUGACCAUGUACCUUCAAUAAGAGAUUCAGUCUUUAUAACUGAUGAUGGAAAUGAUGAAAGAGAGAGCAAGCUACUGGAAGACAUUGAUCUUGAAGCAGAUGGUGUGAGCAGUGAUCCUGAAUCUGGUCAUGUGACCAUGGAAAUUAGGGUUACCAAGACAACAGAUGAUGACGACAGUACAGAAGACAGUGUUAGCUGUGAUAGUCUGGAUGAUAGGAAAAUAGACGAACUUGAAAGUAUGCGACAGGACAGACAGAAAAAGUUACACAUGAGACAGAUUGUUGUCAAGGGAAUCUUGGAGAGUGAAAAGACAUAUUUACAGAUAUUACAAGAAAUAACCACAAUUAAACGAAAUCUACAAACCAAAAGUUUACAGGAACACUGUAGGAUGUGUCCGUUAGAAGAUUUAUCUACGAUAUUUUAUAAAGUCGAGGAAAUCAAACAAUAUCAUCAAACAUUUGUACAGAGUUUGCAGGAAAAAGUCAACAACUGGUCAGAUGAACAAAAAAUUGGAGAAAUUUUUAAAGAACUGACAUUUUAUAUCCCUAUUUACAAAGAAUAUGUAGACAAUAUAAAUAAAGCACGAGAUUUAGUCCAGAAAUACUGCACAGAAAAUGCUGAAUUUAAACGGAUGGUUUCUACAAUGGAAAUAAAUAUGACAAACGGCUUCAUAGAAAAGACAAAUUUAGAAGAAGCCUUAUUUAAACCAGUACAGAGGUUACAGAGAAAUACUCUAGUUUUACAUGAUUUACUAAUGCACACUCCACAUGACCAUCCAGAUUACCAGAUGUUGAACAAAGCCUUGUCUCUGGCCGACCUAAACAUUAAAUCGUUUGGUGAAGAGGGGGAUGGUGGAACCUCAAGUUCUACAGGAAAGCCAAAGGAACAAGGUCAUCUUGUAAAAAGUGGCUUUGUGAUAGAAGUGAUUGGUAACAGUAGAAAGUUACGGUUCUUGUUUCUGUAUAGUGAUAUCAUUGUGUGUACCAAACAUAAGGUAUCAGGAAGACAUAAAUUGAAAAGUUUUGACUGUAAAUGGUUCAUCCCUAUAUCAAAUAUUAAUGUAGAAGCCAAGUCUACCGACAGUAAAACUUAUUCUUGUAAAGAAGAUAUUGAUGCCAUGAAAAAAAGAAUUGUUAGUUUGAAAUCCGAGUUAAGAAAAGAAGUCAGGAAAAAAACAGAGAGUUUUCGAGAUAGAACAUGGUCAAUAGCUGGAAAAGUAUCAUCAAGAAAUAUGGAAAAAUUAAAAAAGAAAAUAGAAGAACAGGAAGCUCAGUUAGUUUUGUUGUCACCACACUUGCCAUUACACAUCCAGACGAGGGAUGAAGAUUCAAAGGAUUAUAUCAUAUUGAUAUCUACAGACUUUGAACGUGAGGAAUGGAGGGACGCUAUACUCAGUCAACAGAGGCAUCCUCAUGGCAUGGGUUUAACCAGAGAACUUAGUGUCCAUGGAAUACAGACAAUGGUCAAUAAAAGUACACAGUUACCUCAGGUGAAUAACAUAGGAAAUUUCCUGAGUAAAAAUGAUGAGGAAAUGCUGAGUGGUUUAUUAAAUGUAACAAUACACUGUCUUUAUGGUUUAGAUCAACCAUCAGAUGUGUUUGCUGUACUUGAGCUGGACUCCUAUGGUCAUUUCUUCAAGAAAGCUCAAACACAUAAAUGUUUAAACACAACAGAUCCUACCUGGGAUGAAGAUUUCGAGCUGGAACUUGAUGGCUCACAAACAUUACGGGUGUUAUGUUAUAAAGUUGCAAGUCCCAAUAAUGUAUUGAUUGGUCGAAGUGCUCUGGAGUUGAGUAAAGAAUGGUUAAGUAGUAGUUUUAAAGAACAAAAGAUUUCUAUGAAUGAGAUAUCAUUAACCAUAUCAGUGAGACACACCACUACAGCCAAAACUCUAAAGAGAACACCAUCUAAACUACAUGGUGGAAUAUUUGGAUUUAAGAUCAAAUCUGUUACCAUGAGAGAAGGAAAGACCAUUCCAACUUUCGUUGCAUCUUGUAUCAGACUUGUAGAACAAAAAGGAAUGGAUGAAGUCGGAAUCUACAGAAUAUCAGGAGUCACAUCAGAAAUACAGAGGAUUAAAAGGGCUUUCGAUAAAAACUUGAGAGCUGGAUUGAAUAUUCUAGCCGAUGCAGACAUACAUGCAGUGACAGGUGUCCUUAAGCUAUACUUCAGAGAACUACCUGAACCACUCUUUACAGAAGAAUCAUAUCCACAAUUUGUAGACUCAAUAGCGUUAGCUGAUGAGGAUUCAAAAGAAAAAUGUAUGUUACAGUUACUACACAAUCUGCCAGACGUCAACUAUUAUUGUAUAGUAUCUGUUAUAGAGCAUCUUGUAAAAGUUAGUAAACAUGAGUCCGAAAAUAAAAUGUCCCUAAAUAACCUUGCAACAAUAUUUGGACCAACAUUACUGCAUCCUGCUGUGAAGGACGAAUCCAAAGUUUCACCAGCUAUGAUGAUGAUGCAAGGAGCACAAGAUGUCUUUACUCAAGCAGCUGUCUUAUACUACUUCCUGAAUUUAGUGCAUUCUGGGAAAAGUAUUAGAAAAUCCUCUCAGCUUAUCUAAGACAAUUGACUUGAUUUGACUUUGUAUCCAUUCCAUUAUGAAUAUGUAUGAUGUUAUUAUUUUGUUUUCAAUUAGCUUGUAUUCAGAUUUGUUCUAAUGUAAUUUCAUAUUCAUAAAGUGUUCAUACUUUAUACCAAUUUAUAUUUAUAUGAAGAUUUGUUUUAUUUUUAUGGCAACCAAGUUAUGGGUUAUGGUAAAAUUACAAGUGUCAGUGCUUAACUUUAAAAAAUGGCUAUUAACCAUAUCAACAUUUAAUUUGGCCAUCUUAGCCCAUUACAUCUGUAAAGUACAAGUUUAUAUUUAAGCAUAAUAUAUAUAAAUGUUGGCAUCUGAAAUGUUUCCUAUUACAACUAAUGUAAAAUCAAUGACAAAGAAUUAGAUAAAUUAUAAAUGAAGAGACUUCAUAGAUAUGAUUCCAUAGUAAUAAUUUAAACCUUUCACUGAAUUUCAGGAAUUUUUAAACUUACAAUUUACUUUAAAAGCAAACACUUAUAACAUUGGUGAUCACACACCAGUCAAUGUAUGCAUUUUUUUUUUUACUUUCUAUGUUGAUUCUGUUAAUACAAAUAAUGAAAUUUGAUAAUUAUAAACAUUUAAUUUUUUAAAUGCUGAUUGUGUAGAUACACAUUAGAAACAUUUAAAUAAAAUGGCAGAAAGCUUAAAGUGUGCAAUAGUUAUAUAGAUAUUCAUAAGAACCAUAUAAAUAUUCAUAGGAACCAUAUAAAUAUUCAUAGGAACCAUGUAAAUAUUCAUAGGAACAAUUACAAUGGUUUGUUUUGAGUUGACUGAAAACAGGAUGUAUGGAAGCAUUUAAAAUAAUAAAUGCUGAUGAAAUAAUUCUUGUUUAGGUAUAUCAAGGAAAACAUUAUGUCUGACUCAUUGCUUUAUUUGUUCUUUAAUAUUUUUAAAAGACCUUAACACUGCAUUAAGAACAGUGAAUACAGAAAACGAAAAUAUAAUUAUACAUAUUCUUCAAUGGCUUGUUAAUUUAAUAAAUACCUCAGUCUUUGUUUGUAUACAAAAUACUUUUUGCAUAUAUUGAAGACCAAUUGUUUUAUAUAUGAAUGUUUUAUUGUUAGGUAGACAGACAUACUGUUAAUUUGUCAUUUAAGAAUCUAAAGCAUUCUGGGUAAUCUUUUCAAAUGUUGUAAGCAGUGGACGUUCAGCCAAUGAUGUAAUUAUUUUUUCAGUUUGAUUUAAGGGUGCGGUACAUACAUUGAAAUUAACCAUAAUCCUAUAGAUUCUCAGUUGAUGAAUUUCAAGUUUGUUGUUGUUUAUUUAUCUGUUUAUAUGUGUACAAUUAUUUGACAAGUUCAUGAGCUGGUAUCACGUUUAAUCCAUCAUUCCAAAGGUGUUUUCUGGAAGGACCAGCGAGUUACUUUUUGACAUGAAUAUCAGUGCCAUGUUUUGAAUGCUUAAAGUUAAAAUCUGCUCAGUGUAUAGUGUAUAAUAUUCUAUUCAAUAUUUUAUUGUAUUAUAGUUUAGUUACAAUAUUUAUUUGUAGGCUUCAAUAGAACCAGUUGAAAGAUGGCAGAUUUUUUCAAUUAAACUAUUUGAGCAGAUUUUUAUUCAUUGUUGAAACUAGAAACAUAACCUCUUUUUGGUUAAAUACUAAGUUACUAAAGGAAUUAAAAAAAAAGAUAUCUAUUUAGAGUUGUUUUUUUUUUUAAAGUGUCCAUGAAACUUUCAUUCACAACAUUGUUUUCUGUUAUAAAUUUGUUCAUGAUAUUCCACAUCAAUAUUGAUAACCAUUUAUUAAAAAAAUCUUUCAAUUUAAAAUAAUUGGAUACAAAUUUUGGAUAUUAGAAAUAGAGAAUAGUUAUUAAGAAUCAUUUUACGCAUGUCAAGAAAUGGAUAUGAGACAAUUUUACAGAAUCAAUAUUUAUUUACAACUAUUUCACUUGUUGAUUUGCACAUAGUUACAUGUUAUUUUUGUUGGCUUUACCUUUUUACAAUGUUUCCUUUGUUAACAUAAAUUUUUUGUGUAUUAUUUAUAUGUAUAUAUAUGUCCUACUCAAAUUUUUCAGAUAAAUAGACAAUGAUAAUGUCAUGACGGGAAAUUUCAAUUAAAUCUGUUUAAUUGUUAUGUUCUUCCCAUAUAAUUUGUUGAAAAGGGUCCUACUUUGUGUAUUGGGUAGCUGGUAAAUAUCUUCUUGAACAAAUCAUUGUUCCAGACUUCUACCACUCUUAACUAUUGCUAUUUGAAAGAAGAACUUCGGUGACUGAAAAGGUUUCUGCCAGACACUCAAGAUUUCAAAUUUUGCAUGAUACUUGAUUGAUAAAUUAUCAAAGUUAUAUAUCUACCACAGGGUCUAAAUUUAUAAUUUUGAAUAUACCUUAAUUUACAUAUCUUAAUUGCUCCCAUUUCAUCUUUCUUUCCAGUGUGUAAAUCUUAUAGUAAAUAUUUGAUAUUUUAAGGAUUUUCUAGUUUAAAAAUUAUGACCUUAUUUAAUGUUAUGUACAGAAAAAUGCCUUUUGAAAUCUAUUAUUCUUCUAAACUUCAGUAUGUUUGCACAUUACACUGGGUUGCCAAUUUGUAGUCUUCAACAGGUGUCAUGUAAAUAUUCAAACACAAUUUCCUUCCCAGGUGCUUAAUGUUUAACUACCUUUGUCUUUCCUAUAUUUUAUUACAUACAUGACAAUCAGAUGUAAUUGAAAGCUAUAGGUACCAAGGCCAUGACCAUAAUGGCAGUGGAAAUUUUUUUAAAGUAGCUUUCCAUUAUUUUUAAUAUUUUAAAUUUGUCAUUCUUGGACAAUUCUAAAAAUUCAACGAAUAAUAUAACUAUUACAUUAAUAAUUUUCUGACUGAGUUAAUGCAAAUUUUUCAAGGGUUAGAGUUGAUGAGAUGACAUUAUUUAUCUUAGGAACAACACCUAUAUUUUUUGAAGAUAGAUGCAUUACAUGCAUUUUAUGUUUGAAUGAAAAUUUUAACCGAAUAUUUGUUAAGUGCAUUCUGCAUAACUGACUUUGUUAGUUCAUCAUGGUGCUGAUGAAAAAUGUUACUUUGCAUUUUUUCUUAUAAAUAUUGUUCUGUGCUAAAAUCAAAAUAUGUGCAAUUUUAUUUCUGUAAUAAAACCUUGUUUAAAUGUU